Molecule: messenger RNA, 1474 nt
Organism: Scleropages formosus (Asian bonytongue)
Lineage: Eukaryota; Metazoa; Chordata; Actinopteri; Osteoglossiformes; Osteoglossidae
Gene: hoxc10a
Product: homeobox C10a
Exons: 2
Coding region: 73-1089 (338 amino acids)
Biological process (GO): regulation of transcription by RNA polymerase II
Cellular component (GO): nucleus
Molecular function (GO): RNA polymerase II cis-regulatory region sequence-specific DNA binding; DNA-binding transcription factor activity, RNA polymerase II-specific
Source: RefSeq, a predicted model, not a curated record
ACUGCCGUAAUCUUCUUGGAAAUUUCUUAAACAACUGAGACCAAAACCAUAGUAAUUACUCCAAAAAAUAAAAUGUCAUGUCCCAACAACUUGGCUACCGGCUCUUUCCUUAUGGAUUCCCAGGUGGGAGGACCAUCCGCCUACAGAGGUGAGGGCUGUCCUACCAACCCUGAGAUGUACAUGCAAGCGGGUAAUGAGUAUAGCUGUUCGGUGAUGAGAAAUUGUGGAAUUGUUUCUUCACCUCUCUCCAAAAGAGACGAGCUUCCAUCAACGGCAGUGCCUCUGAGUGCCUACCAGCACCCGCCCUACCUGUCGCCGCUGGACACGUGGGGGACAGAAUCCAAAACUCUAUGCAGGAUUGAGCAACCUGUUGCCCGACACUUGCCCUCCUGUACCUUUACAACAGAUGAUGUGAAAGAAGAGGCCAUGUGUUGCUUGUUCCGUGAUGACAUUGACAGAGGUAAGGAGACUGCAGACCCGGCCACCUAUACGCGUCUGGGGGCCGACAGCGAUCAGUCAAACUGUGAUCAAGCUCCACAGUCUGUUCCUGGUUAUUUUAGAGUGAACCAGGUUUACCCGGGCGACAAGGGACGGGAUGGAAAUGACUUCGAAUCUGGUUUUGCAAACAUGACAAGUCCUGUGGAAACCCGCGGUCCAGAAACGUUCAUUGACACCAGCAGAUCGGAACAGGAUCUGGCCUUCGAAGAUAUCAGCAGUGAGGACCAACACUGUUCGGCUAGAAAACAAUCACCUGAAGGAAAUAUCUCCACGAGGGACAGCAGUAGAGACAACUCGGAAAGCGAAAUCAAAGAAGACUCCAAAACUGAAAGGACAACUGGAAACUGGUUGACAGCAAAAAGUGGCAGGAAAAAGAGGUGUCCAUACACAAAGCACCAGACUCUGGAGCUUGAGAAAGAAUUCCUCUUUAACAUGUACUUGACUCGCGAGCGCCGCCUGGAGAUCAGCAAGAGCAUCAACCUCACCGACCGCCAGGUCAAAAUCUGGUUCCAGAACCGCAGGAUGAAGCUCAAGAAGCUGAAUAGGGAGAGCCGCGCGCGCGAGCUCACGUCGGGCUACAGCUACACCUGAAGCACCAAUCCCCUCCCGGUCCCACCGCUCCUCUUCCUUUCGCGAGAACAGAAGUGGAUAAAAGCAUUCCGAAGGGAGCGCUUUGAAAAAUCUCGUUGCAGUUACCAUGCAUUGAAGAUAUUGUCUGAUCUAAUAUAUUUGGCCUUUUAUUGUAUAAGUUCAAAACUGAUGAAAGUCCAGUUUAGACUAUAGUUUUGUAUAUGAAUUUAUUUAUGUGUUUGUGUAUUUUGCAGAAAUGUGCUUUUCUGGCUCUCGGCUUAUUUACCUUGUUUUAUUCUCUUUGACGUUAGGCAAUGCCCUGUACUAUUUAUUGCGUAUAAAACACUUUGCAUGUUCAUUCUUUACUUCUCUGUAUGUGAUAAUUAAGCAGCCCCAACAAAUAAAA